ACUAUGGCGUUCGACAACAUCAUAAAGCUUUUAUCCGCUUUGGACGCCGUCAAGCAUCUCAAGCGGACAGGUUGGGUACACUCGAAUGUUGGUAAUAAUUUGCAAUUUUCCGAAGUUCCGGAACCGGAAACUGUGGCUUCCCAUAUGUAUCGCAUGGCUGUGCUCGCUAUGUCUUUAGAAGGACAAAUUGAAGGCUUGAGUGUGGUUCGAGCAGUGUAUAUGUGUUUGGUGCACGACCUAGCUGAAGCAAUCGUAGGAGAUAUCACACCGCAUUGUGGCAUAAGCGAUGAAGAGAAGUUUGAAAGGGAAAAUAAGGCCAUACAAAAAAUUGCCUCAUUUGUUCCUGUCGCUGCCGUCGGUCAUCAAUGGAUAGAGCUCUGGAGAGACUACGAGGCACAGGAGACUUUAGAAGCAAAAGUAGUGAAGCAUCUUGACAAGUUUGAUAUGAUAGCGCAGGCCUUUGAUUAUGAGCGAAAAUACGGCCUUGAUUUAUCUCCCUUUUUUGAGUCAACUAAAUCGGCAUUUACGAUGGCUCCAUUUGUCACAUGGGAUAUUGAGCUUCGAAAACAACGUGACCAGUGGGUAAAAGAUCGCAGUAUGGGUAAUAAGUAG
Molecule: messenger RNA, 612 nt
Organism: Strongylus vulgaris
Lineage: Eukaryota; Metazoa; Nematoda; Chromadorea; Rhabditida; Strongylidae
Source: the annotation of a GenBank genome assembly